AUGUUAAAGAUAAGAUGUAAAAUUACAAAAGAAGAUGGAACUGCUGUUGCUGCUGAUGCUGUGGGUGUAACAAAUAAUUUUUUACAUACAAUGAUUAGUCAAUGUGAUGUUUUAUUUAAUCAAAAGUCAGUCUCUGGAUCUAAUUCUUCAUAUCCAUACCGCGCAUAUAUUGAAACAUUAUUAAACUAUGGAUCAGAUACAUCAAAUAGUCAUUUACAAUUGGGACUAUGGUUUUUAGAUACUCCAGGUUUCAUGGAAGCACCAUUAGGAGCUGCUGCUGGAGCAGAAAAUAAAGGAUUGCAAGAUCGAUCACUUUUUAUGACUAAUGGCAAUCAAUUUGAGAUGCUUGGCCAUUUACAUGUUGAUGUUUUUAAUCAAAAUAAAUUUUUAUUGAAUGGUAUUGAGAUGAAAAUAACUUCAACACGAUCAAAGAAUGAAUUUUGUUUAAUGGACAACACAGAGGAUGGGAAUUAUAAAGUAAAUGGUUUAGAAGCAACAGUCAUCAUACGUCGUGCUAAGCUCAAUCCAAGUGUACUUGUAGCACAUUCCAAAGCAUUGGCCAAAACGACUGCAAAAUAUCCCUUGACUAGAGUAGAAGUAAAGAGUUUUCUUUUAGCUCAGGGUAUAUUAUCAAAUACACUCAACAAUAUUAUACUAGGAAGUUUACCAAAAAGAAUUGUUGUUGGUUUAGGUGAUAAUCGAGCAUUUAAUGGUCAUAGAAAAUUUGAUCCAUUUAAUUUUCAAAGUUUUUUUUAA
Messenger RNA from Aphidius gifuensis, 756 nucleotides. RefSeq lists its product as uncharacterized. Gene Ontology annotation, molecular function: ribonucleoside-diphosphate reductase activity, thioredoxin disulfide as acceptor. The transcript has a single exon. NCBI's taxonomy places the organism in Eukaryota, Metazoa, Arthropoda, Insecta, Hymenoptera, Braconidae. The coding region runs from base 1 to 756 and encodes 251 amino acids. The record is from RefSeq and is a predicted model, not a curated record. Gene Ontology annotation, cellular component: cytosol. Gene Ontology annotation, biological process: deoxyribonucleotide biosynthetic process.